AUGGUAACAACAACAUUAGUAAUGCCUCGACAAACACCAAUAAUUCUUCCUCGUUCAUCAACACCAUCACCAACAUUUCAAGGUUUUCAAUCACAUAAUUCUUUAUCAACUAGUGUAGCUGUAGAUCAAACAAGAAAUUCUUCAAUACUAUAUCCAACAUCAAGUAAUCUUCCUACAUCAACAAUAACAACUAAUGUAAUUCAAUCAUAUUUGUCUUCAAUGAAAUCUUUUGAUCAAGAACAAAAUUCUAUUAUUAUUCAUCAAAAUAAAAAAGACAAGAAAAAUUUUAAUUUAUGCAAUGAUCCAAAUCAAUGGUCGAUAUUUGACGUCAAAAAUUUUAUUUCAAGUAUUACUGAUGAUAAAAUAGCUGAAUUUUUUUAUAACUUUCAAAUUAAUGGUGCAGCAUUGUUACUAAUACAAGAAAAACAUUUACGAAAUGAUAUGAAAAUCAAUUUGGGACCAUCAAUCAUUAUAUUAGAUAAAAUAUUAAAAUUACGUGAACAUUUAUCAACAUUUGAUUCUUAA
This is a messenger RNA of Rotaria sp. Silwood1, 525 nucleotides long. The record is from the annotation of a GenBank genome assembly. NCBI's taxonomy places the organism in Eukaryota, Metazoa, Rotifera, Eurotatoria, Philodinida, Philodinidae.